Molecule: messenger RNA, 991 nt
Organism: Cucurbitaria berberidis CBS 394.84
Lineage: Eukaryota; Fungi; Ascomycota; Dothideomycetes; Pleosporales; Cucurbitariaceae
Exons: 2
Coding region: 18-746 (242 amino acids)
Source: RefSeq, a predicted model, not a curated record
GCACUCCUUUGCUCAAUAUGCCUGGUCUUCGUCUACAGCACCAGUUGCUUGGAUUCCUCCUCUUGGUCAACAUGGCUCUUGCUGGACGAUUCAGUUUUAGUAUCCAAGAGAUAAUCGUUGGAGUGACUCGCGAUUUCAAAGAGGAUGAUUUAGUCUUAGCUAUCGCAGCCACUACAGGCUCCACUCCUAGUAACAACACCUGGUCGCUCGGUUCAGUUGAGGCAAAUGAUAUAAUUAAGUGGAACAACCUCACUCACGAAAUUGAAGUCCCGGUUAGCGCAUCCAACUUGUCCGUGGCAAUUGGCAUCAUGAAUACUCCGAAUGGAACUGAGGUUACGGUUCAGAAUGCGACAUCUCAACUCGUGCAAAUUAUAGUCGGAGCUGCAGCGAACAUGUCAGGCACAGCGGGUCCAGCAGAGAGGCUUUUGGAUAUAGCCCUUAAUUUCUUUAGCGACCUCACCAGCUGUGCCGGUCCUACCGUCAUCGACAACGUCACGUAUGCUCCAGACACCCUCAACAGUCUUAACCAAAGUCAAAAGACUUGCGAAACGAAGACCUAUUUCGAAGAAGUAAAGAUCCUCUGUGGCCUUCAAAAUUCGAAUUACACAGUCACGUACUGUCUUGAACGCCUUGAUGCCAAACCUGUUCCGGCAUCUGCGGCGGCAAGCUUGCUUCCAGGCCUUUUCCUGUUAUUCAUUACCCUUGCAGUUGCAUGUAUUUCCGGAGGCUACGGACUUCUUAUGUAAGCUUUGAGCCUUAUGAUCGGGUUCAAAGAGUUUCAUUCAGUUGUCAAUGGAGAAAUCGUUGAGUUGUGAUAAGACUUUGGGCAUUUGGACAAUUUUUGAGGCUCAGUCAUCAUCCAGCUUUUCGUUUUCUCUACUCACAGAUGCAGUUCGGUAACAAACGUAUUCGAAGUAUACAGUCACUACAUAAUAUAAAAUCCCAUUCGCGUACUUCUUGAUCCCGUUCCCUGACCUUUCAAACCGGAUCG